This is a messenger RNA of Tetranychus urticae (two-spotted spider mite), 1276 nucleotides long. RefSeq lists its product as uncharacterized. NCBI's taxonomy places the organism in Eukaryota, Metazoa, Arthropoda, Arachnida, Trombidiformes, Tetranychidae. The record is from RefSeq and is a predicted model, not a curated record.
AACCAGUCAAAAUGAAAACUGUAACGAUAGUUGGAAGUGAAAAGUACAAACAGAUUUCAUGGCAGUCAUGAAUGUCGUUCGAUUUCAAAAGACAUUUAUGAUGAAAUGUGUGUAUUCUUGUCAAUUGAAUAGCUCAAUCAACUCGGAUGUAACAUUAUAAAGCAAUAAAAGCAUGAAAAUGUGUAAAAAUGUUGCAAACUGGAUUAUGACAAUUUUAUUUGCUCUUAUCAACUCUGCGAGAGCAGACAAUGAAGUUAACGCUACAUUAACGUUUCAAAAACUUAUCAAUUCCAAUCAGACAACUCAGCUUCCCUUUCUGGUGGAUUAUUUAACCUCAACUUUGUUCAAUUUUACACCAACAGAAUCGACGAAUGAAAAUUUAACCCAACCUUUGACCAUCAAUACAACCUCAAUGGUUACCAAUGAAUUUACCAUGUUGAACACUAAUGAUUCAAUGGUUCAUCCCUGGUUACCCAUUGGAAACUUUACCAACAUUCUUAAUCAAAGUUACAUUUUGGACACUUUUACUGAACCCAAAGUAAAUGCUUACCAAAUAGAGAGUCAAAAUGUUUUAUCAGUUUACAAGGUAAUUGAUGAAACGGAAGCCAGCAAUAAAAGUGAUAACAUUAACAGGGAAGGCAAUCUUGAUGAAUCGUUGCCUUCAUUUUUCGACGAUUCCCCCACCAAAGAUGAAGAUUAUGCUGGAGGUGCUUAUGGGAAUGACGAGGACAAUGAUGAAGAGAGUGACGAUGAACUGGCCAAUGGCAACCUAAGAAGUAACUUCAUUUCCCGUGAAGAUGAAGGUGAUAAGUUGACGUGACAAAUUGAUAAUCAUGAAGCCAAAGUACAUUUAAAUGAUCAGCAAAAGUAAACUUAAAGCUCAAAAUUCAAUUUCAACAUUUGAUAAUAUUUAAUCGUAAAAAAGGGAAGAAAUGAUUUGCUCAGUUGGCAAAGAGUCUUUUGCUUAUUCGUUUCCAUUUCCCAUUGAAUAAUUCAUCUGAGAAAAUGAAAUGUUUCCAUGGUAAACAAGUAUUCUUGAUGGCCUCAAAUGUGCCAUUAAACUUUAUUAUCAUUAUCAUUAUUAUUGCAAGUCAAGUUGAACGUUAAUACAACUCGAAUGUUAUUACUUUUUGUUCCUUCUUUUGCUGUCAUUUUUUUCCUCUUCCCUUUCUUUGAAUUCCGUAAAGACAAGGAAAAUGUUUUUAUCCUUUUUUCAGUUUGCCUUUUGUAAAUAACUGUACAUUGUAUUAAUAUAAAUAAAUGUAAAUGCUUUAAU